Messenger RNA from Dimorphilus gyrociliatus, 4745 nucleotides. The record is from the annotation of a GenBank genome assembly. Lineage: Eukaryota; Metazoa; Annelida; Polychaeta; Dinophilidae.
AAAAACUGGUGUUUUUAAUUUUUUAUUUCUACUUAAAUAAUUUAAGAAAAAGUUUAUAAAACAUUGUUUUUUAUUGUUUUUUUUUUUUUACAAAGUUAAUUUAUAUACUCUGCCGAUUGAUAAAAGAAUGUAAUCUCUGAUCUCUAUCAUCAUGGUUUCUGAUGAAAUCUAAUUUUGAGAUUCCAUAGGAGAAGAAUGGAUAAAAUCGAAGGAUUUUUAUGGAAUCCCUUUGACAAAAGUUAUCAACGAUUUAUCAGCUUGUUAAAGAACGAGAAUAGAGAGAGAGAGAGUCUGAGCGAUAAUUUCACUCUGUACCAUUAAAAGGGCUAAUUUAAGUGCAUGAGAAGAUAAUCUCCAAGGAAAAAGCUAAAAGUUUCCAUCCAUUUUUAAGCAUUUCGACUAACUCUUUAGCUGACCACUCAAUUGUUAAUCACCUUUAAAAAUGUAAUUCCCGGAAAUGUACAUGCUCUACUUCAUGAUGGGAGAAUCUCCUCUAUUAUUUGAUUUAUAUAGACGUGGAGCAACUGGCGCUGAUUGUACCUUUGAUGCUGUUACUCGUCGUCUAAUUGUUAAACAUUAGUUGACUUUUAAAGUGGCCAACACCAAGUGAAAAGGCAAUUCUUUCAUUCGACAUUGUAAAAGAAGUUCUACCGGAGAGGCGAACUAUUUUGCAUAUAGCGUCUCACCUUUCUAAUUGCUUUCCAAUUAUGUUAUCUAUAAAAUAUGCUUUGGAAGAUUCCGUAUUUCUGGAUGGGUUCAAAAUUAUAUCAUCUCCAUACUGGUAGGGAUAAUCUUGAUAAUCCUCUUAUUAUCUGAACAGAAGAAUACUUCAUGACUGAAAAGGUUUAGUGAAUGACAACUGGCCCUUCUGCGACGAAAGACGGCAAAUGGACCAUCAAGACAUUAAUUAUCUUCUAGCAAAGUUAAAGAAGUCAUCAACAUUUUUAGAUCUAUAAUCUACACUAUGAUAUAUUUUUGCAACGAAUAUGGACUGGAUGUGGGAGAAUAUUGCCUUGGAAUUGCCAUUGAUACUGCUGUAGAACUAAUGCCAGAAAACGAGGAAGAUAGCUGUUACUAUCCCCAUCUUUAUACCCAAUUCGAGAUUUUAGAAAGAACAAUCUUGGAUGAUUUUGAUAAUUGGAUCUCAGCCUGCGAUUCAGCGGCUGCUUUUGAAGCUUCUCAAGAACUGAUGGCAGAAGACAUGGCAGAAAAUACUUUUUUCAAUUGGACGCGUUUCUUGCAGUUCGCGAUUGCCUGCUGUCACACUCAAGAAGAAUGAAGAAGAUGACCUGAAAGAUUUGGUAACAAUGGAAAGAAUUGGAAGAAGUUACCUGUCGUGGCUGACAUAUUUUCACGGUUAAUUUCAUAGCAAGACUGCAAAUUUCAAUACAUUGGUAGAGGUUGCAAAAUAAAAAAAUGUAGCCUACUUUGUAGGAUAUUGUACGAAUCGCAACUAUUAUUGCAGUUCAACACAUCAUCUCUCUCUCUCUCUCUCUCUCUCUCUCUCUUUCAUAAACUGCAAUAAUCGUUUAGAAAGAGAUUAUCCUUAGAGAUUAUGCAUCAAUCAAUCUUAUUGACCGUAUGUACGCGGAUUAAAGGCGAUUAGUUGAUCUGUGGUCUUGUCAAGUCAUUUCUUUAUCCUGCAUGAGAAAUUUGUCAAGUAGUUGCUUUCUCCUGUUGGAGGAGGGGGACUGUAAGAGAAGGGAGAAAUUUCUAAUCAAUUCAGAAUGCAUAGAGCACACUCAAAUUCUUACAUUCUUACAGCGAAUGGAAAAGACGAACAAGAUUUACUAUGAUGACUUUGGAAUUCUUAAGUUAUCGAAAAUUCUUAUCCUGAUUAUCACUCUUACGAAAAGAUUAGGAGAGAGUAGAAGCUUCCAUAUAGACUGCUGUAUUCUAUAAAGGCAGGAUUAGGUUUAAGGUCCAUUAUUAAAAUUUCCGUACAGUCUUUCUAUGGCUUGGGUAAAGCUUUUCUUCAAGUUCUUUAUGUCUAUAUGUUCGUCAGUUGGGUCCAAAGAUUUCGAAACUAAUUGUGGGCAAAUUAAGGAUUUGCCAGACUUAACACCCUUCUCAUCGAUGUUGGUAAUAAUUCGUAUGAUCAGAUAAACAUUUACGCACACGAGUGUUAAUAUAAGCGGAUAGCGUCCACAGAUAGAAUUCGAAUGUUCUAUUCCCAUUUGAAUAAGAUUCUGGAGCCGAUAAAAGAGCACUUUGUUCAACAGACCUGCUGCUGCUGCUGCCAGUCAUGAUAUCUAUCAUUCGAUGAGAAAUUCUCCUUAGUUUGAGGAUAGCUGGAAUUUGAAUGACUUUCUUGAAUAGCUUUAUUGACUUAUUGACUUGUCUAAUGAUGAAAUAUCAGGGUUUUUGAUGAGUAAAACUUGAGAUACAGCCCUUUAUUUGUUGAGAUAAAUUUGAAUUUAAAGAACAUUUUUAAUUUUCCUUACGUAACGUCGAUUCCAGAGUUGGAAUUGAAAUCAUUGCCUUGAUAGACUCAGAUCUAUCUGUGCCACCAUCAUUAGUGGAUGGUGAAUUAUCAACAGUCAAUUGACGUCAGGGCUUGUUGAAGAGAGUCCGUCUGCAUAGUAAAUUUCUAAAGUACUUUCAGUGAAAGUUGGCCUAACUGGUGGAAAAGAGUUGCCUUGUUACUAAACGAAUAGAUAAGUAUCACUACUGAAAAGAUGGACGAAAUUCAUUAAAGAAUAAAGAUCUCGGGCGAGAAAAAUUAGUUUAUAUUUUAGCUGUGAUAUCGUAACUACAACAAGAAUUGAACCCAAACUUUCAAAGGUAGCCUCACGAAAAAAGCCAACUUCAAGAUAAACCGUCACAUUAUCCAACCUCGAAACCAGGAACCCUUGGACUAGGAGGGGUAUGGUAAUACUCGAGGAUAUCCAUAUCAUGGUGGGUCCAAUUGAGGGAGAGAGACAGCACAGGCUUAAAUGACUAAGUCACAAGUGGACGGAGGAAGUUAUCAUAAAAGAUAGAAAAUUCCUUGUUUUUACUCAAUAUGGCCACAUAAUCUUUAAAAUUAUCAAUCAUAGCAGCCAUUCUCUUCCCAUUUAUUUCCACAUGCAUCGCUGAGGGCAUGCCCUAACUGUGUGGUUAUUGCCGCAGUUGAAGCAUAUUGUUCCAUCAUUCAGUCUUCGUGGGGGAGUAUCAACAUUCAGCUCUCUAUUCUAGUGCUGUGGAACCAUAGAAUUCGAUGGCGCUGUAAAUUGUACAAUUCUUAUGAACCUUGCAUAUUCCUCCACAAAUGAUGCGAUCUGUUCCAGGGUAACCUCACCUUUCUCCUUCACCAUCCUGCUGGUCCAUACCUCCCAAAGCCAAACGCACAGACAAAAUCUUGUCGUAACCAACCCCAAUACUUCCAGUUGUUUCCUGGUUCCCUCCCCAGCGUGAUUGGUGUUGAAUUCGGACUGGAUUUCCCUUAAUAACCUGGUUAAUAACUCAGUAGAUCCACUUUAUCCCAAUCUCUCACAUCGAACUGGUCCGCUAUCUGCUUAUGACGUUCCAUGAAGGCCUUGAAGUGAGUGAUAUCGCCAUUGAAUAAGGUCAACUCUCAAAUUCCGUAUGUGGUCGUUUUUGGUAAAGCAGCUCUGGGCUUUGUUGCCUUGGUGACUCAACGAGGCCCAGUCUUUCCCUCACUGGUGGGUCGUAGGAAUCUGUAGUGGUUGGUAGCAACUGCUGAACUUUACGUUCAAGCUCCUUCGCUCCGGCUUUGAGAGUGCUGACGUCCUUACCAAUUAUUGCGAGGACGAGUUCGUAUUGUUCCUCUUUAACGGUCACCUUUAGUUUUGAGUCGACUCACAUUUCCAUUUUUCUGUCCAUGGUCUCCACCUCCUGCCCAAGCUCGCCUCCAGAUUUUCUAUCCUAGUCUCCAAAUUCCCCAUUCUCUUCUCAUUUCCCUGAAUUGCUUAAUCAGGUUUUCAUUGGCUAGCCGAGCUUCGUCAAUCUUUGACUGCGGCGUUGUGGCGGUCUUAUUCUGUCUUGUAGUGUUUAGUUCUUUCCUGUCCUGUAGGCCUUCAUCUGUGUUACGUUCCUACUCGCUCUUGGAAUGGGCCAAAUCUCUCUCAUCAUCGGACUUCUGCUCAACGUCGUCCUGUGUUGCAUUUCCUAUAUCAUCUUCCAUCUCCUGCACCGAGUGUACAUCUCCCUGCUCCAUCUCUUUUUCUGCCCUCCUGAUCAUCCUCAUCUCCCCCAUCGUUCUCUGUAUCAUAGGCUAUAGACCUUUUUUCCAACCCUUUGGGUUUCCAAUUUCUUUUUGCUUUUCCGGAGAUACCUAGUUGACGCAGCUUGUUAGGGUUGUUCAUCAUCACUCUCUGAUGCUGUUUUGACCAAUUCUGCAUGCUUCUUCUUAAGUCUGGACACUCGCCCUUUAGCUUUGUUCCUCAUUGGCUUCUGUCCAGAUUCUCCUUCAUAGUCGCUCAGCAUGUUUUCCAUCACAUUCUUCCAGUCCGGUAUGACUUCGUUUGUCUCGAAUCAAAGUGUCAGAAAGGCAAGGAACAAUCUGUGAGAAUAUUAAUACUAUAGACAACAGAAGACAAAGUCUUAACACUCUAGACGAAGGGAGCCACGAAUCCAGUAUGAAAAGCAAGAUGAGAUGAAACGGGCCAUAAAAGAAGGUGGCUGUGGUAUGGAUGUGCGAAGGUCGUGGAACCUUUUAGAAGAGAAAGUAGUAAUUUCAUUAAAGAAAUCGUUGCAAUCACAUCAAACUUGGAGCGAAUAAAGAGAAGAUGCAAAUAAUAGCA